GAUCAGUGGAAAAACUUUCAUUGAAAACAAAUAACAUGGCAGAUGACGUCGAGGAAUCCGAGGUCUUCGAAAUAACAGAUUUUACGACAGCUUCAGAAUGGGAGAGAUUCAUAUCUCGUUUGGAGCAAGUCAUCCAUGACUGGAGGCUUACAUCUGCUCUGUUAGGACCACCACUGAAAAAGGGUGAGUUCACAUCAGGCAAAUGGGAGGAGAAAUCCGAGAAUAUUUCCUUUGCAAACUUCCACUUCCUCAUCAGCGAGCAUCGGCUAAAGAUGGAAGGGGAAGAGGAUGAAGGGGAGGAAUCUGAACAAGAGGAUGAUGGUAGCAAGCAGGAGGAAGAGGAUGAUAAGAUUCCUCAGCCAAUAGAAGACAUGCUUUCAUCUGGCAAUGAUUUUCCUCCUAGAGCUCACUGCCUUUGUAGAUGGUAUGGUUUGAGGCAUUUUGUAGUCCUCUCUCCUGCAGCAAACUCUGAGGCUAUUCUUAGUGAGAGCAAGUGCAAUCUCCUUUUAAGUUCUCUUACAAUAGCAGUCAACAAUACAAACUGUGCUGUGCCGAUGUUUGCCCAGAUACAGCAGAAAUGGAGGCGGAUGUACACAGGUGUAUGUGAAGCCCCUGGGGUUCGAACAACCUUUGACAUUGUCCAUCUUAAAAGAAUACCUCAUCAGUACAAUCACCUAGAAGGGCUUGUCAAUGUCUUCAAAUCAAAACUGGCAUCCCCUAUAUCACCAAUCCCUGAAGUCAAUGUAGCAGUAAGAUUUACCUAUGUACUUCAUGACUGGACUCAGUUCUCAUGGCCUCUUCUCCCUCCAGAUCUUGAUAUGUUGGAAGAUGAUAAUGAUGUAGGAUACCCGGGUUUCACCACUCUGCCGUACGGAGCUGUAGAAGAUCCCGUUAGUGAGCUUCAUCUAGCAGCCACAUGGCCCUCUUUUGCCGAGGACAUGAUUGUUGAUAACGACGCUUACUCUGAUCUUGAUCCUCUCCAGGCCCCUCAGUGGUCAGCCAGAGUACAUAUGACAGAGAAUCCUAGUAGCCUACUUGCGGACUACUUAAAAGGUUUUGCCAAGCUUGCCCAUAGUAAAGAAUCCAUUGAUCAACUCCUAGGUGGAGGUGCUUUUGAAGAUGAUGAUGAUGAAACCUCUGAGCAGGUUAGUUUAGCCCUCCAUAGGUUAACGGACCCAGCCCGUGUCCCGUUUCCCACGCUGUCUUCGGUGAUGAGCAGAGCACAAGCAGCACAGCGUAGGAGACGAACCCAGGGCAAUCAGGCAUCUAGAUUAGAGUCACCUAUACCAGUCAACAUCCUCAAUGAUAUCUUAGUGUUCUUGUUUCCUGAUGCGAGUGCAGUUUCUACCCCAGCUGGUGAGAGUGCAUCUACACCUAAUGAAGAUACUGAAAAAGAUUUUGAUAAAAAGGAGAGAUAUCGGCACUUCAAGACAGCUCCUGAAUCCAGCUUGACCUAUAAGCUAGCUAUUAGUAUGUGUGUAGUCAACCAGUGUCACGGAGGACUCAAAGGCGUUGCGCACCUUUGGCAUGAAUUCGUUUUAGAGAUGAGAUAUCGACUUGAAAAUAAUUACAAUAUACCAGGUCUUGGAUCAACAACUCCUAAUAUGGGCUGCUGUCUUCUUCAUCAAAAGUUACAGAUGCUUAAUUGUUGCAUUGACCGCAAGAAGGAUAGGGAAGAGAGGCGGAAACGACUAUACUCUAAAGACUCAAACCCGUCAAAGAGUAGUCUCUCAUCAGACCAAACAGAUGAUAGAGGGAGCCCUUCAAGAGAAUCCUCAGCAGAGGGAGGAGCUCCAUCGAACGAGCAAAUCACCCGGAUCGUGAGGGCUGCAUCGUCACGUAGUAAGGAAAGUGAUGAUAGCGAGGAGGAAUUCUUUGAGUGCGAUGAUGCGACACCGCCUGAUGAAGGAGGAUUGGAGGAACAGUCUCUCAACUCAAGAAAUUUGUGCAGAGAAAAUGAUGAACAUGAAGACAUGGACAUCUCAUUAGAAGAUGCAGAAAGUAAAGAUGUAGGAAAUGAGAAGGAUCAAGGUUCAGGAAAAGAAGAGGACGGAAAGGAAGGGAUGAAACCGGAAGGAAGAUUAAAACCAUGCGGAGAACUCAGAUUACUACACACCAAUGAAGUUCUGUACAUUCCAGUUACCCAGGAUCCAGCACCCAUGACAGAAGAUAUGUUAGAGGAACAUGCUGAGGUCUUAGCCCAACUUGGAACCUCCUCAGAAGGGAUGGAACUUAGAGCCAGGAUGCAGAGUGCUUGCCUUUUGUCAGAUAUGGAGUCUUUCAAGGCUGCCAACCCAGGAUGCACCUUAGAAGACUUUGUCAGAUGGUACUCCCCUCGGGAUUGGGUGGAUCUAGAUGACCCUCUUCUGCCGGCAGAUGAACAGGGGUCUGAGGGUAGGGUCAGAGGUCAACUCAGCCAGAGAAUGCAGUUGCCAGGUAACACGUGGCAGGAGGUUUGGAGUCAGUCGAGAGCUGUUCCUAGUCAUCGGCAGAAGAGAUUGUUUGAUGAUACCAAGGAAGCAGAAAAGGUCCUCCAUUUUUUGGCAUCUCUGAAACCUUCCGAGCUAGUCUUACACCUCUUACCUGCCCUGGUCCAUGCCGCUCUGCAAAGAUUGGAAAAAGCAGGUGCAGAGAAAGUACCAUCACUGAAGCCUCAUUUCCCUCAGCUUCUGAACACUGCAUCUAGGAUGACCAGAGCACCUGUCCAAGAUAUCAAGAAAUACGAGGAAAUAGUUAAGCAGGUCGGGCUUGUAGAAGUCAUCAUCGCAAGAGACCAGUCCCUCCGAGCCAAGUUUCUCCCCUCCGCUGAAAGUGGAACAGACCAUCUAAGCCAUGCGGCUAUGCAGGAACUGGAGGAGUUUGUGACCAAACUACAGGAGCAGCCGGAGGUGUUUGUUCACAAGGCUGGGAGGGGCGUGGUAGGAGGCAUUAUUCAUAAACUCUACAGCGCUGCUCAACGGUCUGCACAUAUGCUAACUGAUGACUCAUUAGAUCAGGGAGACAAUAGUGAAGGUUACUCAUCACCACCCAUCUCAGACAAGGACAAGAUCAGUGGCGGAUCAUCAUCAUCCGUCCCAGACUUCCCUCGUCCCGCUGGCAGAGAGUUCAUCCUCCGCAGCACGGUGCCACGCCCAGCCCCGUACUCCAGGCCGACGCCCCAGAGGAUGUACUGUGUGCUGCUGGAUGAUGAUUUCAGACUUGCCGGAGCAUUCACAGAGGACACUUCUUUCCAGUGAAGGCCUUGUCAAGGCCCCAAGGGUUCCUUUACAGGUCCUUGGUCUUCCCUGGCACCCUUAUGUCUUGGUGUUGAUCAGAGUGCAAGAUUUAGAGUUGAAGCCUCCAGCAGUCAUAUAGCCAGCAUGACUUGACACCACCUCUGAUAUUUUUCACUGCGUUAGGAUGAAACCUUUCACAUUUAUACAUGUACAUCUAACAUGACUUGACGCCAUGUUUCUUGAUACUUAUCGGAGUGUAAUGUUCAGAGUUGAAGCUUCCAAUAUUCUUACAGCUAAUUAGUGUGAGUUUCGUUUUGGGCAGACUGAAUGAUGUAAGGUACUAGAUGCUCUUUAAUGUCAUUUCAACUAGGUUAACUUCUUGCCAUUGCUUCAUUAAACUUGUUAGUGAUAACAUUUUUUGAAGUCCACAACUUUGCCCUUUGUCUAUCAGGAUUUAGUCUCUUUUGAAUUGUCAUUGAUAUCAAAAUUGCAUUCAGGGAUGUUCAUUACUAUUGAUCUCAUGCAGUAGGAGAUACCUAAGCGUGAAAGCCCAAAUCGCCUCUAAAAUUCCCCCGAAUUGCAAGCAUUGGGGAAACCACUCUUUCUAGAGUCAACCCGAGAUCUGUUCUGUGGCAGAAGAAUAAUAUUUGCUUUUACUGCACAAGUACUUUUUACCCCUAAAAAGUAGCCCAUAAAAUGAAAGAAAUAGCCCUAAUUCUGUAAUCGCCUGAAUGUGGAAAAGAAAAAAGCCCUUAAGAAUAAAAAUUAUUUCCUACCCUGAAUGUAACACACAAUAGCAAUCAUUCAGCAUGCCUGCUCUGACUCACAGUAUACAAAUAUUGACUGUGUAAAUUAUCAUUCCCAAGGUGCAUUUCAUAUUCACCCUUAUAUCACCCCAAGGCCUUGGCUGAGGGGUGAUAGAAGGGUUGGUAUGAAGGGCAUUGAGGGAGUGAUUUUCACUGCCAUCCGAAUGCAGAGCAGUACAUAUUUGUUUUAUAGCAAAAAACAACACAUGUGUGUCCAAAACCCUAACAGCUAGGCAAAUUAUACUGGAGAAGCAAGCAUUUUAUGUGCACAUCCUACAUUGAAUACACAGAGGAAAAUGUUACAUAACUGCAUCCUGGAACUAAACUGCACUCCUGUGACAACAGUUACCGUUGUCCACACAUAGACCUUGGCCAUUUUACCCAACCUCCUAGCCCUGCCCCUUAUUAUAAAAGGCACCCUCUUAAACCGUAUUUUGUCAAACAACAGCUAUCACUCCAUUGACUUUGCUAUCAUGGCAUGUAGAGAUGGGGCAAUUUCAGCAAAUCCUUGAACAACUAGCACUAGUCUGCAAUCGCCCUCAUCUUGUCUAGAUCAGUAGAGAUGCCAUCCGAUUCUUCAACAUGGCCUAGGAGAACAGGUGGCAUUUACUCUGCUUGAGUUUGAGAUCAGCUGAGCGUAGUCUCAAGAAGGUUGUCCAAAGAUGCUAGAUUUCCUCUUCCACACUCUGCCCAUAGACAAGGUAUAUCAGAUGAAUCUCUUGUUGGAGGCCUGUCAUCACCUUCAUUAAUCUUUCAGCUAUCACCGGAACAUUGGUGAGCCUAAAGUCAUUAAUUUCCUUCGAUAGAGUCCAUUCUUGACAUCAUGUAAUGAUUUGUCCCUGGCAUCCUCAUCAAGCCCCUACAAACUAAAGCCUGGUAACAAGUACACACACAGACCGGGGACCCAUUUCAUAAAACUUGUUAUUAUAAUUUGCAAUAACAGUUUAAAGCUACUGAAAUCCUUCUUUCUGAUUGGCUGAUGGUAAAUUUGUUGUAGAAAUUCUGCAUUUGUUACUACAACAAGUCUUUAUGAAACGAGACCCUGGGCUUUUACACUCAUCCCCUAUCCCCUGGUUCUGCCUCUCAUUCUAACUAGCGCCCUCUUCAGGCUUAUUGUGUCACAGUAACAUUUAUGAUUAAAAUGAAGGUGGUUUAGCAACAGGAGGAAAUGGAGUUGCUUUUUACCAGCUAACACCUUAUAAAGGGUUAGAACAUAAUCAUGAAUAGUGGUUAGAAAUGAAAAGGUUCUGGUCUCAAAUUCACUUGAAAAUGCCCUCAAUGAAUUUUGGAACAAGAUAUGGUCACAUUACAUUAUUUGAACAAUUUAUUAAAAGCAAGCAUAAAUCAAAUACAAAGCACAUAUAAAAAAAUAAUAGUUUGCAGGUCACUUCAGCUGAUUUGCUUGUAUGGUACUUUGAGAAUAAUGUUAUUUCAAAGUAAAGACCGGUUAUAAUGAUUCUUAGCCUACUCAUUCAGAGAGAAUGUCCAUUGAUUUUUAAAGUUGUAUUAAGGUGCAAUGUGUUUAUUCCUAACUAUUACCGUGUUUACAUGUGAUCUGCUUUUGCAUCGGCUUUUUUAUAGCAUGUAAACGGGAUUACCUUGCAUUGGCUCUCGGUUCAGAAUCGACAAUUUUGCACCACCAAAGUAGUAGGUUCAGAACCGCGAACCGAUGCAGAAUUGGCUUUUUUACUACGUGUAAGCAGAAAGCUGAUUCUGCAUCGGCAAUCAGUGCGCAUUUUAUUUACUUCACCAUUGUGACGUAGUUGUAAGCGCACGGAUCCAGCGUUGUCUUUAUUAUGACGUAUAUUGUUGGUGUGCGUAUCAUUUCAGGUUUUUGACACGUGAGUCGAUUCUGCACCGCGAGCUGUAACAGCGUGUAAACGCGGUGCAAGGUUCAGAACCAAAAGCCGAUCACAUGUAAAUACGAUAUAUAUAGCUCUUAUUCUUUUUGGUAGAAGACAUUAUUUUGUUUCUAGAAAAGAGACAUUGUCUCAAGCUGAUGAUAUACCACAAUUAUAAUGCAAUAUAUAUAUUUAAACCAGUUGGAUUUUAAUUUUUGAUAUAUUCAUGUGAACCUAUAUAUUACUGGUAUUCAUUAUCAUUUUUAAACUACAGGAUAAUAGCUUAUGCUCCAUAUUUCCUUAAGGCAAGUAUUUUCAUCAUUUGGAUGCAAAUAAUUGCCCCAUAUUUAUUUACCAAUUUCUAGAAAGUUUUUUUACCUUAAAUCAUACAAGAGCAUGUAUAUCUUUCAAAUGAUUUUAUUUCAUACAACCAUCGUGUCACAAAAAAAUUAUUAGAUGUGUAAAAUUAUGUAUGAUCACACCUGUAAUAUAUAAUGAAUAUUCAUGUAUUAUGUGCUAAUAAAUACCAAAAUACGCAA
Molecule: messenger RNA, 6401 nt
Organism: Lytechinus variegatus (green sea urchin)
Lineage: Eukaryota; Metazoa; Echinodermata; Echinoidea; Temnopleuroida; Toxopneustidae
Gene: rab3gap1
Product: rab3 GTPase-activating protein catalytic subunit-like
Exons: 23
Coding region: 36-3236 (1066 amino acids)
Biological process (GO): positive regulation of GTPase activity
Molecular function (GO): GTPase activator activity
Source: RefSeq, a predicted model, not a curated record